Messenger RNA from Prunus armeniaca (apricot), 1122 nucleotides. Lineage: Eukaryota; Viridiplantae; Streptophyta; Magnoliopsida; Rosales; Rosaceae. The record is from the annotation of a GenBank genome assembly.
AUGGCGCCUUUUUCUCUCUUGCUUUGCUUCCUCACCUUUUUCUCUCUCUGCGCUGGUUAUGCUUCUGCUGCCGCGGCUGCUGCUGCACCUCUUGAUGGGGAACUCCCAAAUGGGCACUUUGAAGAAGCACCCAAGCCUUCAAACUUGAAGAAAACAGUGAUCAUUGGGAAGUACUCACUCCCAAAAUGGGAGAUCAGCGGCCUGGUGGAGUACAUCAAAGGUGGGCCCCAGCCAGGUGGCUUCUUCUUCCCUGUGCCACGUGGGGUCCAUGCAGUGAGGCUUGGCAAUGAGGCCUCCAUUUCUCAGGAUGUGGUUGUUACCCAAGGUUCAGUCUACUCACUAACCUUUGGCGCUACAAGGACUUGUUCCCAAGAUGAGGUGCUUAGGAUUUCAAUACCCGGCCAGUCUGCUGACCUCUCCCUUCAAACCCUGUAUAGCAGUGAUGGGGGAGAUACUUAUGCUUGGGCUUUUAGGGCUACUUCCAAGGUUGUUAAGGUGACAUUCCACAACCUUGGGGUUCAGGAGGACCCCACUUGUGGGCCCCUAUUGGAUGCUAUUGCAAUCAAGGAGAUACUUCCUCUCAAGUACAUAAGAGGCACUCUAGUGAAAAAUGGUGGGUUUGAAAGUGGUCCUCAUGUGUUCAAAAACUUCUCAACUGGAAUCCUCCUCCCUCCCAAGGCAAAGGACCAAAUCUCACCAUUGCCUGGAUGGAUCAUUGAAUCCCUGAAGCCUGUGAAAUACAUUGACAAGAAGCACUUCUCAGUUCCUGGGGGACUUGCAGCAAUUGAACUGGUUGCAGGGAGAGAAAGUGCAAUUGCCCAAAUUAUUAGAACCAGUCCAAACAAAUUCUACAACCUUACCUUCACCAUCGGAGACGCGAAGAACGCUUGCCACGGAUCGAUGAUGGUCGAAGCCUUUGCCGGUAAGGAAACCUUAAAAGUUCCUUAUAUGUCUCAAGGCAAAGGUGGGUUCAAAACUGCAAGCUUCAAGUUCCAAGCAACUUCACCAAGAACAAGAAUAACAUUUUACAGUGCCUACUAUCAUACAAAGCUUCAUGACUUUGGUCAUAUGUGUGGACCAGUCUUGGAUAAUGUCAUCGUUCUUCCAGUCUCUGGUCAUUGA